AUGUUCAGUCUACGAGGAGUUGGUCGAGUUCUGUCGCGCUCGUGUUGGAAGAGUUUAGAAGUCAGUAGGCAACGUCUAGCGGUGGUCAGUAUGAGUUCUGGAGCCAGACCGCGUGUGUUUAUCAGUCGGAGAAUUCCGGAGGAGGGACGGGCACUGCUGGCGGCCACAUGUGAUUCUGUGGCAGGGGUGGACGGUAUCCUGUGUCUGCUCACGGAUACGAUCAAUGGGGAACUACUGGACGCUGCAGGGCCUAACUUGAAAGUUGUCUCUACCCUGAGUGUGGGAUAUGACCACAUAGAUGUGAAAGAAUGUGCUAGGCGUAAUGUCAAAGUUGGAUACACGCCAGGAAUCCUGACGGCUGCUGUAGCAGAACUGACAUCUGUCCUGCUCUCACCAGGUAUUCGAGCUGUGGAAAAUGGUGAAUGGGGCACGUGGAAACCGAUGUGGCUGUGUGGGCCAGGUCUUGACGGAGCAACCGUAGGAAUUGUGGGAUUUGGUCGUAUUGGGGUCACUGUUGGCCGAUAUCUGAAACCAUUUGGAGUGGCUAGUUUUCUUUACCAUGACAGCUUUCAAAAACCAGUGGAAGCGAGCGAACUUGGAGCAGAGUAUGCCAGCUUUGACGAAUUGCUAGCCAAAUCUGAUUUUGUAGUUGCCUGUUGUGCUCUCACAGACGAGACCAGAAACUUAUUUAAUGCCAGUGCUUUCAAAAAGAUGAAGAACAAUGCCGUGUUUGUCAACACCAGCAGAGGAGGGAUUGUCAAUCAGAAUGAUUUAAUCACGGCCCUGCAGUCUGGACAGAUCGGGGCUGCUGGCCUGGAUGUGACCACACCAGAGCCUCUGCCGACAGACAGCCCACUCCUGAAGCUGGACAACUGUAUUGUCCUUCCUCACAUUGCCAGUGCAACGCACAAGACAAGGGCAGCCAUGGCAGUCCUGGCAGCCAACAAUUUGCUGGCUGGGCUGAGGGGGGACAGACUUCCACAAGAAGUCGAAUCCUAA
Messenger RNA from Candidula unifasciata, 999 nucleotides. Lineage: Eukaryota; Metazoa; Mollusca; Gastropoda; Stylommatophora; Geomitridae. The record is from the annotation of a GenBank genome assembly.